Oppiella nova is the source of this 922-nucleotide messenger RNA. The record is from the annotation of a GenBank genome assembly. NCBI's taxonomy places the organism in Eukaryota, Metazoa, Arthropoda, Arachnida, Sarcoptiformes, Oppiidae.
CAUUGACUCACAAAUACAUGGAUUUGUAUGAAAUGAAUGACGAAAUAAACAGUGCUUUCAAUUGGCGUCCAAUUUAUGUCAACAUUCACUGCAAUUGACUCACAGUUUGUGUCAUCCAUUGAUUGAGUCAUUGAUUGAGUGAUCACUCGUUCAGCGAUUGUCGCACUUCUUGUGUCCAAACCAUAAGCCGAUGGAAAGCCAUAGCAUUAGCGCCAAUGAGAGCACCGAUAGCUAUAACAGCGAUGACAGCAGCAGUGGUGACAGUAAUGAGAGUUUAGGUCUGAAUAUAAUCCAAAACUUGGACUUAAUCUUCACGAACCAAAUGGACUCAAACCAGUCGUCCGAAGACUCAAUCGCCGACAGACGCCAGUGUUGGCUGUGUUUGGGUCAGGAGGAGGUGUCGGCCACCGCUGACCGCCAAUCCGUGUCCUCGCUGUCCACUGAUGGCCAGCUAUGGCUGAGUCCGUGUCGAUGCAGAGGAACCGCUAAAUGGAUUCAUAACGAGUGUCUUCAGCUGUGGAUCGACGAGAAGCAGAAGUUGGACACAAGUGUUGCCGUCAAGUGUUCCCAAUGUAACACUCAAUACGUUCUGGUGUUCCCUCCAAACGGCAAACUAAUAGACGUGAUCUUGUGGUACGAAUCGGUGGUGAAUAACGUGUCCACGUAUGCGAUGGUGUUAUGUAUAGCGGGAGCCGUAUAUAUGAGUGCUUUUAGUUAUGGUGUACUCACGUGUCUCCAGAUAUUGGGCGCUGAGCGGACAUCGGAACUGAUAGAGAACUCAAAUAAGUCGUUAUCACUGAUUGGUUUGCCAUCGAUUCCCUUCAUUCUGUGCGCCGGAAAACUGAUCAAUUGGGAGAAUAUGGUGCUGAGGCUAUGGCGCCGGCAUUACCGCAAAAUACCGCUCAUAUCGUUCUUCACGGGC